ACUGUCAAUUUUCAGCUUCUCUCUAAGACUCCCACUCUAAGUAAAGUUAAUGAUCCUUACAGUGUAGAAAGGAAUCAUCAUUUGGUCUAUGAUCUGUUGCAUGAGAAAAGGAAAAGCACAAAUUGUGUCCAAACAUGGGUCUCAUUCUUCUCAAGAAACUCAGCAUCCUCUUCCUCAUUUUAGUAUCACUCUUAUCAGCUUGUAUUGCAGGUGGGCAGUCCAAGUUCUUCAAUGAGUUGGCUAAAGAAGCGGAUGCAAUGAAUGAGGGAAUACCAGUACAGAAACCAUCCCGCCACGAUGAAGAGGACAGUAUCCACGAGAGGCUUUUAAGGGUCAACACAAAAGACUAUGGAAGAUAUGAUCCAGCACCAGCUCUUGUGAAGCCUCCUUUCAAACUCAUACCCAACUGAUGCUCAUUUAGCCAUGAGUAUAAAAGCUUGGCUGCAGUCUCUGUGGAAAUCUCUAAAUAUAUGUAUGCCCACCUAUAUAUAUAUACAUAUAUAUCAUGUGUAUCAUAUGGCACAACAUUAUACUAAGUUUUGAGCCCUCCGCGUAGUCAUGUGUUAUAUAUUUGUGUAUGUGCGUGUAGCUUCUUAGUAAAAUGUGGUUCAACUUUCGUUGUGGCAUGUUUAAACCAUGAUCAGUGGACUAAAUGAAGGGGGCAUUAUGUCCA
Messenger RNA from Carya illinoinensis, 673 nucleotides. Its product is annotated as protein CASPARIAN STRIP INTEGRITY FACTOR 1-like. Lineage: Eukaryota; Viridiplantae; Streptophyta; Magnoliopsida; Fagales; Juglandaceae. The record is from RefSeq and is a predicted model, not a curated record. The transcript has 3 exons. The coding region runs from base 135 to 410 and encodes 91 amino acids.